Messenger RNA from Caenorhabditis angaria, 3194 nucleotides. Lineage: Eukaryota; Metazoa; Nematoda; Chromadorea; Rhabditida; Rhabditidae. The record is from the annotation of a GenBank genome assembly.
AUGUCUCUCAGUCGGACAAACUUGCUCAGACCGCAAUUCUUCCAAGUCUUGUCACGUGGAUACAGCUCGACUCAAGGUAAUACUUUAUAUGCUUUUAAGUUGUCUUAAAAUAAAAUAAAAUUGAAAUUCAGAUGCGGAUCUUGUUGUCAUCGGUGGUGGUCCAGGAGGAUAUGUUGCUGCUAUUAAAGCCGCUCAACUUGGUAUGAAAACAGUUUGCGUUGAGAAAAACGCAACACUCGGUGGAACAUGUUUGAAUGUUGGUUGUAUUCCAUCAAAAGCACUUUUGAACAAUUCGCAUUAUUAUCAUAUGGCACAACACGAUUUCAAAAAUCGAGGAAUUGAUGUCUCAUCAGUUCAAUUGAAUUUGCCAAACAUGAUGGCGGCAAAAGCCAAUUCUGUCAAACAAUUGACCGGUGGAAUCAAAUCUUUGUUCAAAGCCAACAAAGUCGGACAUGUUGAAGGAUUCGCGACGAUUGUUGGACCAAACACAGUUCAAGCCAAGAAAAAUGACGGAUCUGUUGAGACAAUCAACGCCAGAAAUAUCUUAAUCGCCUCCGGUUCUGAAGUCACACCAUUCCCAGGAAUCCAAAUCGACGAACAACAAAUUGUCUCAUCAACUGGAGCUCUUUCCCUUUCUCAAGUUCCCAAGAAACUCGUCGUUAUUGGUGCUGGAGUCAUCGGUUUGGAAUUGGGAUCAGUUUGGCAACGAUUGGGAGCUGAAGUGACGGCUGUUGAAUUCUUGGGACACGUCGGUGGAAUGGGAAUCGAUGGAGAGGUUUCGAAGAACUUCCAAAGACUUUUGACGAAACAAGGUUUCAAAUUCCUUUUGAACACUAAAGUCAUCGGAGCAUCGAAGAAUGGAGGAAAUAUUUCAGUCGAAGUUGAAGGAGCCAAGGAUGGCAAGAAACAAACUGUAAGUUUUUAAUCAGGGAACAUUUUAAAAAUAAAAAAUAAUUUUUUUAUAGUUGGAAUGCGACGCUUUGUUGGUCUCCGUCGGUCGUCGCCCAUACACCGAAGGACUCGGUUUAUCCAAUGUUCAAAUCGACACUGAUAACAGAGGAAGAAUUCCAGUCAACCAGAAAUUCCAAACCAAGGUGAGCUUAUUUUUUCUUUUUUUCUCAAAAAAAAAUGAUUUUUCCCUAGGUCCCAUCAAUUUACGCGAUUGGUGACGUCAUUGAAGGUCCAAUGCUUGCACACAAAGCUGAAGAUGAGGGAAUUUUGGCGGUUGAAGGAAUCGCUGGUGGACCAGUUCAUAUCGAUUAUAAUUGUAUUCCAUCUGUUGUUUACACACAUCCUGAAAUCGCUUGGGUUGGAAAAGCUGAAGAGCAAUUGAAGCAAGAGGUAAUUUUUCAUUUGCUAAUGGGCCUAUGCAAAAUAUUAUCGAAAAUCUCAUCGGUACCACGCGCUCCACUGAUAUAAACACGCAGCGCAGACCGCGCCGCGCCACAACACACACAAAUCGAGGAAUGAUUCAAAUUCCCUCCCUUUUUUGUGUGUGUUGUAGCGCGGCGCGGUUGGCGUUGCGUGUUUAUUUCGGUGGAGCGCAUGGUACCGAUGAGAUUUUCGAUAAUAAUAUUUUGUAAUAAAAAAAACAUAUUUUCCUAUGCAGAAAAACGUCGAAAAAACAAAAUAUACAGUUUAUUAUUUUUGAGUAGAGAAAAUGUGAAAUUGAGAGAAAACAGACAGAAAAAUUAGUUUUUUUUGUGCGAAAAAUCAAUUUGUCUGCCUGCACUCUCUCAAUUUCACGUUGUCUCUACUCAAAAAUAAUAAACUGUAUAUUUUGUUUUUGACCCAUUAUGUGCUCAAAAAAAUUAAAUUUUUAAUUUAAAAAAAUCCCCUGUAGUUUUUUUUCACGUUGUUUUUCUAUAAAAAAUUGACCAAAUUAACCUCAUUCAAAACUAGUUCAAUUAAGACCAAAACACAUUAUUACAGAACAUCGCCUACAAAGUUGGUAAAUUCCCAUUCGUCGCCAACUCACGUGCCAAAACCAAUAAUGAUCAAGAAGGAUUUGUGAAAGUUUUAUCAGACAAACAAACCGAUCGAUUGCUUGGUGUACAUAUUAUUGGACCAGUAAGCAUUUGUUGAAUCAAACAUGUGAAAUCUAAAAUUUUUUUUUGUAGAACGCUGGAGAAAUGAUCGCCGAAGCCACAUUAGCCCUUGAAUAUGGAGCAUCAGCUGAAGAUGUUGCUCGAGUUUGUCAUCCACAUCCAGUGAGUUUUUUUAUUGGGAAAAGUCACGUUUUGAAAAAAAAUUUAUUUGAAAAAACGUGUUUUCAUUUUUAGUUUCUUGGCUAAAAAAUCUUCCUUUGCAGUUUUUUUUUCAAUUUUCAAAACUUUUUCAAUCCAAACUUAUCGAAAAACAAAAAUUCCCAUCAGAAAAAUAAAAAGGGAAGGUCUUUUUUCUCGCAAUAAAAAUUUUGGAUGAACUGAUAAUAAAAUGUGGUUGAUCUGAACGGGAAAGAUCGACCCGAAACCAAAGUUUGAGUGGAAUUUAAUUUGACAGAUAAGAUUUUUGGUGAUUUUCUGUGAACGGAAAUAGCCGGAAAUUUAGGUAGAAGGUUGAGAUUAAUAUUUGAAAAUUUGGAUAACGAAAGAAAUUUUGAGAAAAAAAUUAACUUUUUCUUCUCCAGUAAAUUUGGAAAAUGUUGGAUUUUUAGAAAAUUGGAGAUUAUUUUUUUUAAAGAAAAAGUUGUAUGUAACAUUUGUCUCAAACUUUAUUUUGUGAUCCAAAUAUUCAAAAAAUCAAUAUCAAAACCUUUAUCUCAACAUCCCACUCAAAUUUCCGGCUAUUUUUAUCCGUCCACAAAAAAAAUCACCCAAAAAUCUUAUCUGUCAAAUUAAAUUCCACUCAAACUUCGGUUUCGGGUCGAUCUUCUCCGUUCAGAUCAACCAAAUUUUAUUAUCAGUUCAUCCAAAAUUUUUAUUGCGAGAAAAAAGACCUUCCCUUUUUUACUUUUGCCUUGAUCUGAAACCUGUUGGGACAACCCGAUGGAAAUUGUUGUUGUUUUCUUUUUUUCUAAAUUUCCGACGACCGAAUUGAUAGAUUGAAUAGAAAAAAACGUUGAUAAGAGAGAAAUGUGUUGUAAAAAUUUCAACUUGAAAUAAUUUCAAUCAUGUGUUUUUCAGACAUUAUCUGAAGCCUUCAGAGAAGCAAACUUGGCCGCAUAUUGUGGAAAAGCUAUCAAUUCAAUUUAA